Molecule: messenger RNA, 1604 nt
Organism: Paralichthys olivaceus (Japanese flounder)
Lineage: Eukaryota; Metazoa; Chordata; Actinopteri; Pleuronectiformes; Paralichthyidae
Source: RefSeq, a predicted model, not a curated record
UGACAGGAAACGUCAGACGCGCUCCCCCGCUGACCAAUCAGCGGCGGGGGACGUCGCCCUGUCCCUUCCAUGUGACCGCGCCGCUCAGUUCCCAGGCGGUCAGACCCAGAGCCGGAGACUAUGGAUCAGAGGAUUGGGUUAUUAGUUCUUCUGGCGGCAGGCCUCCUCUGCCUCAGUUUGGCCCCCGUAUCUCAGGCUGAGCACCUGGUUGAGGACAGUCUGGAUGACGAUGUGGACGUCGAGGACGAGCUGGAUCUAGGUUUGGCCGGAGCUGACGAGGAGGAGCUGGAAGGAGACAUUCUGGAUGAAGCUCCAACUGCUCCGACAACUCCUCCUGCACCGAAGGUGACCUACAAAGCUCCUGAGCCGAUGGGGGAACAUUUCUUCGCGGAGUCUUUUGACAGAGGGACACUUGAUGGCUGGGUUCUGUCCAUAGCCAAGAAGGACGACACCGAUGAAGAGAUCGCAAAAUAUGAUGGUAAAUGGGAGGUAGAGGAGAUGAAGGAUAGUAAACUGCCUGGUGACAAAGGUCUUGUACUGAAGUCCAGAGCCAAACAUCACGCCAUCUCAGCCCAGCUGCUGCGACCUUUCACCUUCGAUACCCAGCCCCUCAUCAUCCAGUACGAGGUGAACUUCCAGGCAGGGAUUGAUUGUGGUGGCGCCUACGUCAAACUGCUAACUCAGACUCCUGAGCUCGACCUGGACCAGUUUGUGGAUAAAACUCCGUACACCAUCAUGUUUGGACCUGACAAAUGUGGAGAAGAUUACAAACUUCACUUCAUCUUCAGACACAAAAACCCCAAAACUGGAGAGUACGAAGAGAAACACGCUAAGAAACCAGACUCUGACCUGAGGACGUACUAUACCGACAAAAAGACACAUCUGUACACACUGGUGUUGAACCCUGACAACACCUUCGAGGUUCUGGUCGAUCAGACGGUCGUGAACAGCGGCAGCCUGCUGACAGAUGUGACCCCCCCUGUGAACCCUCUCGCCGAAAUCGAGGACCCGGACGACCACAAACCUGACGACUGGGAUGAGAGGCCCAAGAUCCAGGACCCAGACGCAGUCAAGCCCGAGGACUGGGACGAGGACGCUCCCGCUCAGAUUCCAGAUGAAGAAGCAGUGAAACCAGACGGCUGGUUGGACGACGAGCCGGAGUACAUCGGAGAUCCUGAAGCUGUCAAACCUGAAGACUGGGACGAGGACAUGGACGGUGAAUGGGAGGCUCCUCAGAUCCCUAACUCCGCCUGUGAGACAGCCCCUGGCUGUGGCGCCUGGAAACGUCCGAUGAUUGACAACCCCAGCUACAAGGGCAAGUGGAAGCCCCCAAUGAUUGACAACCCCAACUACCAGGGCGUCUGGAAGCCGAGGAAGAUCCCCAACCCUGCGUUCUUUGAGGACCUGCACCCGUUCAGGAUGUCUCCGUUCAACGCCGUUGGACUCGAGCUCUGGUCCAUGACCUCGGACAUCUUCUUCGACAACUUCUUCAUCACCAACGACCGCAACACUGCCGAACGCUGGGCCAACGAUGGCUGGGGACUGAAGAAGGCAGCAGAGGGCGCUGCUGAUGUGGGUUCUGGCUGAAGGCUUUUCAGAUUUAU